Nothoprocta perdicaria is the source of this 9565-nucleotide messenger RNA. RefSeq names its product cilia and flagella associated protein 47 (gene CFAP47). The record is from RefSeq and is a predicted model, not a curated record. Gene Ontology annotation, molecular function: protein binding. The coding region runs from base 1 to 9531 and encodes 3176 amino acids. Lineage: Eukaryota; Metazoa; Chordata; Aves; Tinamiformes; Tinamidae. The transcript has 64 exons.
AUGGCGCGGCCGUGGCGGGACGUGGCCGGCGUGCGCGUGGAGCCGGCCGAGCUGCGCUUCCCGUGCGCGGUGCCCGGGCGCCGCUACCGCGCCGCGCUCAGCGUGCACAACCGGCGCGGGGCGAGCUGCCGCCUCCAGCUGCUGCCGCCGCGGCGGCCCCAGUUUAAACUGAUUGUGGAAAAUCCGGGAAGGCCUGUUGCAUCUGGACUUAAAGUUACAGCUAUUGUGGAAUAUUAUCCUGACAGUGAAGAGGACCUUCAUGAUAGACUGCUUCUUUUGAUAGAAGAAGACAUAGUUGAUAUCCCUCUACUUGGAUUAGUUCCAUGCUGUUAUCUGGAAAUUGAGCCUGAGAUUAAUUUUGGUACAGUGACUGUAAACAGUAAAAUAAUUAAUAAACAGAUUAGCAUUACUAACCAUGGAUCAUCUCCAGGUACAUUUAAGCUAUCAUAUGAUGGGGUUGUCCUAGUUAACAUAGAACCUACCAGUGGAGUUGUAGAGCCGAAAACUGUAAAGAUGAUUGAUGUGGGCAUCUGCACAGAUGUGCCAAGAAUCAUCAACGAAGUGAUAAAAGUGGAGCUAGAAGGACGCGACUGCGCAGAGACACGAAUCAAAGCUGUUGUGGUUGAACAAGUUCUUAAAGUUCUAGGAGUGUCUCAUGGAAAUGAAUUGAAAUGCAUUGAUUUUGGAUCUGUUUAUUUUGGGUCCGCAAAGACUGAACAAGUAUUUCUGUACAAUAAAAGUCCAGAGUGUAUGGACUGGGUAGCAGUGCUGGAGGACAAUGCCACUGGAGAAGAAAUGGGUACAGAUCUUCAGAAGGCUACAGAUGCACUUUUAGGAGACUUAAGUUUCAUGAAAAGAACACGAGAUGUGGAUGUUUCCACCUUGAUUUUGUGCAUUCCCAAUCAAGGAACCUUGCUGCCUUAUCAGAAAUCUGUGAUUACGUUGUGUUUUAGUCCAACGAAACUUGAAAGGGCCACUGGACUGGAUGAUUCAUCAGCAAAACAGGAUUAUGUCCUGUUUCUGAGAUUUGAGGCUGCUGGGAGUAAAGGUGGCUUUCUGCAGACCCCCAGCAAUGAUGAUACACCGCUCAAAAUGAAUUAUCCUCCUCACAUGGAAUUAGCUCUGAUCGGUUCUGGGCUUCCCGUCAUGUUAACUUUCAAUCCAGGACCAGUUAUAAAUUUUACGGACUGCUUCUUGGGCGAACAAGUUGAAGUUCUUUGCAAAGUCAGGAAUGAAUCUGAGUCACUUCCCAUAACUUUCAUCUUCCGAAAGACUGCCCACUUCAAUAUUUCUCCUGAAAAGGGAAAAAUUAAAAAACAAUCUACAAAGGAGGUGAUAUUUUCAUUUUCUCCACGUCAGAUUGGAGUAUUUAAAAAGAAACAACUUGUUGAUAUCAUUGGUUCAGGGCUAGAAGAAAAUAAUUCACAGAUCCUGAAGACAAAAUCCUUUCACCAAAUACAUUUGAAAUUCAUUGGUGUUUGCAAAUCUAAAUCAAAAACCAUUCCAUUUAAAAAUUAUUCUGGCAUAAUACCAAUGAUUUCCAAUUCAACUGGGCAGUUUGUUCCUGAUGACACAGGACAGCGCACUGAUAUUGCACCCAUGGCAAUGCUUAAAUCAACCCAAACUCAAAUUCAUACUCACCAGAUGAACCGGAAUUGUAAGAAUGAUGCGCUUGUAGCUCUUCCCAAUGACCGCUCAGCCAGCAUCAGACCUUUCGAACGGCAUAAAAAGUACAGGACUAUUUUCACAAAGACUGAGAGAUACAAUUAUGUAGAUCCACAGUUUUCUUACACUGACUUUGAACAGCUGGAAAAGGAAGCACAUAAGGAAUAUUAUACAGAUUACAUUUGUAAAUUUAGACAGCGUCGCUUACAAAAAGAUGCCUCUAGGCAAUUUGAUGCUUAUAAUAAUUCUGUAAACAUAGGCCUUAAACCAGCAGAUGGGCUUAUUUCACCAACGAUCUCAAUCACAGAUAUUCGCAAGGAGGAGCCACAGCUCAAAAUGCUUCCAUCAGAUGAAAAUUGCUUAUUAACUAGUCGAAAGUUGGAAGCAAUUGGUUCUAAAUCCUCAAACGAAGAAAUUUGGAAUGGGCUUAAUGCUGUGCCCAUUUCUGCCCAAGAGAAGGAAGAUUGUAGCUUGACUUUGACACCAAAGCAGCUUCAUCAGAUACACAUUGGUCCUUCUACUAUAAACUUUGGUGACGUUUGUGUGCAAUCAACAUCUGUCAGAAGACUGCAUAUCAUCAAUAACUUGUUGGUUCAUAUAUGGGUACAAAUUGAUGUUGAACCUGAAGAGUUACAGCAGACGAGUCCGUUGUCCCAGGUGGUGCCUCCUCUUUUCAAGGCUUAUAUUCCAGUAGUAUUUGAGACAAACACGCUUGGGACUUUUCAGAAGUCUUUCACAUACACAAUAAAUAAUGGAAACACUGGACAUGUGCUGGUAACUGCAAAAGCAGUGUCUGUUGAGCUAGAGCUUUCUGCAAAGGAGCUGAUUCUAAAUCCUAUUCCUGGCUAUCUAGCAGAGACAGAAUUUCGAAGAACUAUCAGAAUAUACAAUCGCAGAAACUAUUCUGCUGAGUUUUCUUGGAAACCUAUAAUUGCUGAUAAAAAUACUCCAUUUUCAAUACGGCCAUCCAAAGGUUUUGUGGAACCGUAUAGAGAUCUGGAGUGUGAAGUUGUUUGGCAUUCGGCGUUCCACUCUGCAGACACAGGCGAAUUCAACUUGUGUGUGCACCAGGGAAACACAGUCAAGUUGAAAUGUUUUGCAAAGCUUGGUCCUACCAAUGUUCAGUUUCUACAACAAAGGAUACACUUCAAUCAUGCUCCUUUGGGUUUAUGUACUUGUAAGACAGCCAUUCUUCAAAAUAUAGGAUACAAUCAUGCAUACUUCCAGGUUCUUGAUUUGAACCCACUGCCUGGAAUGAUAAUCACACCUCCUGGAGGGGUAAUACCUGUGGGAGGCCAUGCUGAUCUCAAAAUCUCCUUCACUCCAAAUGCAAAAAUGAAUUUUGAUACAAGAGUGGAGGUAGCAGUGCGAAACUCAAGAGUACUUGUGCUUAGGAUUACUGGAUGUGUGGAAGUCCCUGAGAUAAACAUCAGUGUGGAACUGUUUGACUUUGAUGGUGUUUAUGUUGGUUCUACAAAAUCGAUUCCCUUUUUGCUGCAGAACAAAAAACAGUCAUGUACCAGAGUGGAGUUUGAUUUAUCCAAGUACAAGGAUUUUGUACUGAAUGUUAAUGACUUGGUUGACUGCUGUCCUUUGAAACCUCAUUUGUAUUUUGUGUACUUAGAAGGAAAGGAAACUCUGCCGUGUUCAUUGUCUUUCAUCCCAAAAGAGGUGGCAGCAUAUGACUUUGCUCUUCCAGUUAAUAUUCCUCAGGGUGAAUAUUCCUGGUCACAGGAAAGCUCUAUACCAGCAACUCCUAUUGGAUCUGUAAAGCACACCAUUACUCCUCGGCCCCAAGGGGUGACUGUGCCUGCUCCGGUUUGUAGAGUGAAAGCAGUUGUGCUCACAUCACCAUUGGAGUUCUCCUCAAUGGAACUUACAUUUUUGCUGCAUUUAGGGAAUAAACCAUCUAAUGUAGCUGAUGAAAGCCUGAAUUCUCAGAAACUUGACUUGAUGAAUAUCUCAAGGCAGCAGUUGACAUGGAAAUUGACCUGCGAUAGUUCAAAAAAAGCAAAAGAAGAUGGUAUUUUUAAAUUUAGUCUACAGACUGGAUUUCUUGAUCCAGGACAAAAAAUCAGUAUCCCUGUAUCUUUCUGCCCUCCCUGUCCUGGAGCAUAUGCAUCUGAAAUGUUAGUGUAUGUCAAUGAUAAUCCAUCUCAGUACCGAAUAAUGUUGUCUGGCACUGUGAAGUCACCAAAAAUAAGUUUUGAUCCCAUCCUUCUAAUGCUGAUGCCAGUUCCUUUGGGUAUGAAAACUGAAACAACUGUCAAUAUUAUUCCACAAGAUUAUUUAAGGCAAUCUCGAAUUCGAGUAGAACUUCCAGAGUUUGAUCAUGAAGAUGGUGACAGGAUUUGCCCUUUUUCUGUGCAGUUCCCAAAUGGACAAGAUGUUGUUGUUUCAUCAGAUGGUACAAAUAUACAACUCAUUUGUCAUAUUGGCUUCAGCUCAUCCAGACCAGUGUCCUAUUUAGAGAAUAUAUUCUUCAUCGAUGAAGAAGAAAACAGGUUCUCACUUCAGGUUGCUGCAGUAGCAGAGAACUGCCUCCUUACACUAUACCCCUACUUAGCGUUUCACCGCUGUGAUCAACAAAUCAUCUUCAAAAGCAACAGUAAUGAGAAUGACUGCAGUACUAGUGAAGCGGUUUUGGAUCUGUGUGUUACUCCACAAUCAGUUUCCUCUAGUACUUCCUCACCUUCCUUUGGUGUAACCACUACCUCAACCUAUGAAGAUUCCAUAUCAGACGCAGAUACUAUUUCUGAAAAUGAGUAUUUAAAGAUGAGCGAAUCAGACAGCCAAAGUGAUGUGAGAAGAGAAAGAUUUGAAUUAUCCCUUUUUCCUGAUGAGAAGGAGGAGGAAUACAUCUUCUUUCAAAAAGUCCUAGCUGCUGUUCAGAAUUGGUUCAGUCUCUUUGGUUGGUCAAAGGGACCUAAUCCUAUUUCAAUACCAUAUUCACUAAGACGUAAUGUGCAUCAAGUCCAGAUGAGUUCUUCAGAGCUUUUUAAACAAAACUUUGGCAAAGAUACUGUUCAUGACAUGUUAUUCCAUCUGAGUGGACGGUUGUUACCAGGCGUUACAUCCAGCCGGUCAUUGUCCUCUAACCCAACUAGAGGAAUAUUGCAGCUCUGCUGGCAGCAUUCUGCACUACUUGAUUUCCUUGAAAGCCAAGGAGCACUUCUGCCUCAUGUUAUGCCAGAAUUUCUGCUCGAUCCUGAUGAUUAUAGGAAAUGGAUUACAGCGGAAACUUUUCUGAAGGCUCAGAUGGCAGUGUUGAAAAAAGGUGAUGUGACGAACUUAAAGAUAUGGAGUGACAUGCAUUUAUUUAUGCUAGAGAAAAGUGUAUUUGAGAAAAUGAGCAAACGAGCUUGGACAGAUUUGUUACUGCAGGUGUACAAGAUAUUAGUUCUUCCACGCGUUUCUUCACAUAAUAUCACUGAUUUGUUUGACUCGAAAGGCAUGCAGAGCAUGCCAAAAAUAAAACCAGAACCUUUAUCCAGUAAUAUUUAUUCUACACAUGAACGAAUCAUCCUCAUCUGGCUGAAUAAACAUUAUGAGAAGAAUCGAAAAAUUGUGUGGAAAGACUGUCAGAAAGGUGGAAUACCACCAAUGAGAUGGAUAAUAAAUUUUGACCGAGAUCUUCUAGAUGGUCUAGUAUUGGCAGCACAACUAGCAGCUUACUGCCCAUUUUUGAUUGCUACUCACUUUGUAAGGAUGUAUACUACUAUAGAAACUGCUGAGCAGUGUCUACACAAUUGUUUGAUACUUGUGGAUGCUAUGCAUGCUGUCAGUCUGGCUAUAGGCAUAAAGGCCACAGACAUCUGUGAUCCGAACCCAGUCAUGAUGCUUAUUCUGUGUGUUUACUUGUACGAAAGGCUCCCUUACUACUUGCCCAAGAAGACUAUUGAAUUUACAGGUGCUUUCCAUGCAACUGUUGUUAAAAAGGUGCAUCUGGAAAAUCCAAGCAUUAAAACUUUGAUGUACAACGCUACUUUAGUAGGAAGAGAGGCUGAUGAUUUCUCAUUACCUGAAGGAAAUACUGUCAUCAUUCCUCCUAAAGGGCAAGCGAGUGUAAAUGUGGAAUUCACUAGUCGUUUUCUGCACCCUGCUGAGGCGAUGUUGCUGCUGGUUUCAAAGACCGUGGGUGGAAUAGGCGGUGCCACGCUGGCCUUCUCUCUGAAAGCUAAAAUCACACGUGUUGAGCCUGCCGGUGUCUUAAAAUGCAAAUCUCCAUGUUAUGAACUGAAGAAAGUUAUACUAUGCGUUACUAAUCCCUUCAGAACUGAUGGCAUAUUCAGGGUCAUUCUGCUGGAAUCCACAAGUUACUUAAGUCAGCCAGAGCAAGUGUGUCAAGCUAAAGAAGUAAAGCAAGAGAUAUUCACCCCAGAAAAUAAUGUAUUAAGCUAUAAAGAGAGUGCAGUACCUGAAGAUACAAACGAAGAGCAAAGCAGUAAUGGUUCUGACCAAUCCAGCCUCCUGCAUGAGUUCUUCAGUCCCAUGGAAAUACUAUGCUUGGAAGGGAGUAGUUCUGCAAACUUAGAGAUUGACUUUCUUCCCUUUAACCUGGAAAAACGUUACUGCACUGUCUUUCUUGUUAAUGAACAGAUUGGAGAAUUUGUAUACCUGGUAGAGGGACAAGGUGAUUUCCCUUUGCCGUCACCACUGCUGCCAAUUGAUAGUCCAAAUGUCCUGAAUGUGAGCAGUACACUAGAAGGUCCGAAUAAGAUGGAGCCUAUUUUGCAGAUGAAAUGUGGUCUUGCUCAGACUCUGGAAGAAAAUCUGAGGAUUCCACUGGUCAAUGAAGCAAGGGAAAUGGCUCUGGCCAUUGCUGCACAACAACAGAUGUCAGCUCUGGAGUAUGAAAGAAGAAAGAUCACGGGCACUCUGGAGAGCAGUAGCGUCCGAGUUGCCGUUGCAUUGCUAGGACUAUCCAGAGUAGAGAGAGAUGCGCUCUUGCAACCCUGUAAAUUGCCCCCAGAGCCGAAGUCGGUGGAUUACAGCGUCCAAGUGAACAUGCAGGAGUUCUUUCAGCUUCCUGAAAAGGUCUCUGUUCCAGUGCUAGCAUCAAGCAGGGUUCACUUGAAUGUUCCUUCAGAAAAAGACCUUUCACCUCAGAAAACAGAAAAUAGUCCUGCAGUUGAACUUCCUAUAAAAUUUAUUCCUAAAUAUGCUGGUCGCUACUGCUGUCAGAUUCUUCUCAAGUCCUCCUGUGAUGUUCGUCUCUAUAAGGUUGAAUGUAUAGUGAAUACAGACUGUGCUGAAGCUGAGCUUGAAUUUCUAUCUCCAGCUUACCAGGCAGUGAUUCAGGACAUUCCAAUAAGAAACACGUCCCAUCAGGACUGGAAACUUGAAGCUGUUCUGGAAGGACAGAGUUUUUAUGGCCCUCGUGUAUUAUGUGUGGGUCCAGGAGAAACAGUUCAGUAUCCUCUCAUGUUCAAGCCUAUUGCGGAGUGCAUAACAAUGGGCAGGCUUAUUCUCCGAAAUUACACAGAUGGCACUGAAAAUAUUUUUAGCCUUAAGGGAAUAGGGAAGACCCCUCUGGCACUGGAUCAUAUUGUGAUAGAUAGCCAAGUGAGACAGGUUACUCAGAAAGAAUUAAAGGUGCCUAAUUAUACCAAGAACAAGUUGACAUACAAGGUAUCUUCAGAUCUUCCAAUAGUGGGUGGUCCAUCAUCUCUUACUGUAGGACCAGGUGAUACAGUUGUGUACCCUCUAACUGUUUCUCCAUGGAAACGAGGAACUUUUGAAGGCAUAAUUUCAUUUGUUGCUGAAGAUGAAGACCAACAGCAGUCUCAACAUAAUGGCUCACUGGAGAAGACAGAUGGUGAACAGGCCCUUCAGAAAUCGUCAGCAGAGACACCACUUGCUGUUGAUGCAGCAAGUAUAGGAGGGAGUUCUUCAGGUUGCAAAGUGUGGUUUUCCUUAAAGAUUAACAGCAUACCUGCACGACCUGAAAGGAAGAUAAGUGUGAAAUGCAGAGCUCUGGAUACUGCUGGAAUUGAUAUUCCCAUCACUAAUCCUACAGAUGAACUUCUUCACUUGAAUGUAAUGAUAGAGAAUCAUUCACUUUAUGGAAAAAAAACAUUAAUUCUUAGGCCCAAGCAAGCAAUUAGUUAUCGAAUAAGGUUUUCUCCAGUUGCUGUUGGCACUUCAGAUGCAAGUGUCAUAUUCCUGUCAGAGAUGGUUGGAGAGUUUUGGUACGCUCUGAGGCUGAUUGUAGAGAAACCUUUGCCGACUACUCUACCUGAAAUAGAAUGUGAACUUGGAAAAUGGGUUCGUCUGUACGUACCUGUCUUUAAUCCUACAUGUGAAACUCUGGAACUGAAAAUUUUUAACAGCAAUCCUAACAAUUUUUCAAUUGAGACCGAUCCAAAGCAGCCUUUGAUCGUCACUCCUCAUUCCAGAACAAAAGUACCUGUGAAAUUCUGUCCGUCUGCCCUUGGAAGAGGCAAACAUAAGGCAUCUAUAAUCUUCAGAUGUCCAGAGCUACAGGAGUGGCUAUUUUACCUUUCUGGAACUGGUCUUCUUCCUCAGCUGAUGGAAACAACUAGCAUAAGUGCAUGCAUUGAUCAGCAUUCUUCUGUCAUCAUAUCCUUCAGAAAUCCAGCUCCUGAAAAUGUACUAGUAGAUGUGGAACUAACAGUUCAGGAGCAGUCCUAUUGUCAGGAGCAGUUGACUGAUUCUGCCCAAGCCAAGUCCCCCCGUAAGGAACCUGCUUUCUGCCUUCUGCUCAAACAGACACAAGGAAUUACAUUAGGUCCAAGAAGAAGGCUGGACAUCCCAGUGUUAUUUAUACCAAAUACAAUGAAAUUGUAUGAAGCUCAGGUGGUAAUUCAUGUAACAAGGGAGAAUGGUAAAAACUGGCCCUGUGAGGAUUCUGUUAAAUUAAAUAAAUACUUAAAGAGCAUUACUCUGGCAGAAAAUGGGGGAAUUCGGGGAAUACGUUGGAUCUACCCAGUUCAUGGAAUACCUGAAGCACCUCAACAGAAAUCAGUUUCAGCUGUGGUACGCUGUCGAGCCAGGCAUAGAGUAGAGCAAAGAGUGGAAGUGCUGCUGACCGGCGUAGUUCCUGGAGCUGGAAGAAAUGCUGCGGGGGUCAAUAUAAAUAAGCCAGCCAACAAGCAAGAUGAAGUUCAAGUCACUUCUGGUUUUUCUACAAAAGCGGCAUUUCAGUAUGAAUUGCAGUAUCAGUCAGAUAAAAUUAAGUCUCAGCUUGACCCUUUGGUGGGCAUACAUCUGAUGCAAAAAAAACAAGAUUCAGAGUCUGGAACUGUAACACUGAUCUUUAAUAUAGUGUUUUCACCUAGAAAACCAAUGAGGAAUGCAGCCACUCUGGUAGUACAAUGCGCCACGGGAGGAAUCUGGAAGUUUCCACUGCUGCUUAUUGCUAUGGAGCCCGAAGUCGAUGAUGUUAUCAACAUUGAAGCAGCUGGCCUCAAUAAGGAAUCUGUAGUAGGCUUCCGGCUUACAAGCCAGAGAAGGUACCCAGAGCCAUUCACUGCGUAUUUCCUGGCGGGCAGCGAUCCUGCAUUUGCUGUAGUGCCACAAGCUGGAGAACUUCUCCCCAUUGGCACUGUUGGAACCAGUAUAAUGGUGGGAUUCAAACCGAGAAUGUAUGGCAGGAAGCACAGAGCAACGCUUGUAAUUCAGACAACAUCAGUGCAUUGGACAUAUGAAGUCAACGGACUGCCUCCAGAAACCCCAUCACCUAAAAAGCAAGCAAAAGUCAUUUCCACCAGCAGUUACAUGAGAUCCGCCACAGUUCGACAGCGCAAUUUUUUACGUGAAAACCUGGAGCUUACAACCACUGCAGCGUCCUCCCCAGUCAAAGGGGCCCCUUUGGUGCUGAGAACAACACAGAGCAACCUGUGAUAACUACCUGUGAGUGAGAGGGAGGAGCGUUAAC